Messenger RNA from Halteromyces radiatus, 2894 nucleotides. RefSeq names its product kinase-like domain-containing protein. Gene Ontology annotation, molecular function: protein tyrosine kinase activity; protein serine/threonine kinase activity; ATP binding. The transcript has 8 exons. Gene Ontology annotation, cellular component: cytoplasm; nucleus. Gene Ontology annotation, biological process: peptidyl-serine phosphorylation; peptidyl-threonine phosphorylation. The record is from RefSeq and is a predicted model, not a curated record. NCBI's taxonomy places the organism in Eukaryota, Fungi, Mucoromycota, Mucoromycetes, Mucorales, Cunninghamellaceae. Bases 69 to 2813 code for a protein of 914 amino acids.
GUAAUAUUUUCACAUAUAGAUAUACAUAUAUUUUUAUACUGUUUCCAGAAUCACCCCAGAAUCACCUCAUGGAUAUAUAUUCUUAUCGAAAACAACCCUACAAAGCCGGUUUAGCCAAUCUGACUACAGCAUCUACUGAUAUGUUACCACCUCUUUAUAUGAAAAAGAAACGCGAGCCAACACUACAGAAACAGCAACAACAACAAGAACAACAAUUACGGUCUCUUCCUACACCAAUAGAAAGUCAUCAAGAUCGUUACAAGAUGCAUACCGAAGCAAUGGAUUUGGACUCAGAUAUCGAACUGGACAAUGCGCUUAUUCAAUCAGCUAGUAGGGUUACACGUCGUCAUCCAGUAAAGCUUCCAUUUCUAUCACCAAGUUCUUCAUCAUCAUCCAAGAAAACCAAUGGCCAUGGGAAAACAACCACUAGCAAGAUGGACCCUGUCUCCCCUUUUUAUUCAACUGUUAUUGAGCCUCCUAUGAACCUUGGACAACAAUGGCCGCCACGAUCAACCACAUUCAAAAGAGUAGUAGACGGUGAUAAAUGGCAUCCUCCUAUGAAAAAAGAAACUACUACGACUUCUUUAUUGAAACGAAUGACAGCACAAUUAUUAGAUACUUAUGGUAAUCAAAAUCCUCAAUUCAAAUAUAAAUCGGAUGCCAAACCAAAACGGAUUCUUACUAAACCAUGCAAAGAAGCUAGAAAUGAUGGUUAUGACAACGAAGAUUAUGAUUAUAUUCUCAAGGUCAAUGACAUAUUAGGCGAAGAAAAAGAAUAUCAAUAUCGAGUGAUUGACUUAUUGGGACAAGGUACAUUUGGUCAAGUUGUCAAAUGUGAAAGGGUUACUACAGGUGAACUCUUCUCUGUCAAAGUGAUUAAGAAUAAGGUGGCUUACCGAGAACAAAGUCGUAUGGAAGUUGAAAUCUUAAAACAGCUCAAAAGCAAAUUGGAUUCCAAAGCACAAAAGCAUAUUUUGACCCUUCAUCAUACUUUUACGCACAAGAAUCAUUUUUGUUUGGUAUUCGAACUAUUGUCUUUCAAUCUUUAUGAGCUUAUCAAGCAAAACCAAUUCAAGGGUCUUUCCAUCAAUCUUGUCCGUGUAUUUACUCUUCAAUUGCUGGAUACCUUGAUAUUACUCAAGGAUGCCAAGAUUAUACAUUGUGAUCUCAAGCCAGAAAACAUCUUAUUGACAAGUUUUGAUACACCUAUGAUUAAGAUUAUUGAUUUUGGAUCUGCUUGUCAUGAAGCCAACAGAAUAUAUACAUAUAUUCAAUCACGAUUUUACCGAUCUCCAGAAGUUCUAUUGGGUCUUCAAUAUACAGGUGCAAUCGACAUGUGGUCCUUGGGAUGUAUUGUUGCUGAACUCUUUAUUGGUAUUCCUCUUUUUCCUGGAAGUUCUGAAUAUAAUCAAUUACGUCGAAUUGUGGACAUGAUGGGUAUGCCUCCUCAAGAUAUGUUAGAUAAAGGAUCAAAUUCGAGUGAUUUUUUUAACAAGGAAGACAAUGGCAAUGGGAAACAUAUCUAUGUGAUGAAAAGUCUCGAACAAUAUGGAUUGGAACAUAAAAAAACUGAAUUACCUGGCAAGAAAUAUUAUCCUCAAACUGAACUACCUGAUCUCAUCCUUCAAACUAAAUCAGGUCAUCGCUCACCGGAUAAUCCUGAACAAGAUUUGGAACAUCGACAUGCUAUGAUAGAUUUUUUGCAAGGAUUGCUGGAACUCAAUCCUCUGAAACGAUGGACGCCAAAACAAGCACGAUAUCAUCCUUUUGUCACCGGUCAACCUUUUACCGAACCAUAUAAUCCGAAUAAUUUGGCAAGAAAGCAAUCAUCCAUGACCAAAAAGUCACUCAACCAUUCUACAAAAUCAACAAUAUCAGCGUUGCAUCCAGUAGAAUCCAAUGCAAACAACUCGUCAUCAUCAAUAACUUCAACCAAAGUCAUACAUCACCAAGAAAAUGCAUCAAAGGAUACCAUUCGAACAUUGGAGCAACAAGUAGCGACAAGUGGUCAUCGACGGACAGAUGCCAUUAGCAAUAUAUCAUCACAAACUCGACGACCAAGAGCACAAUCCAUGAAUGCGCCAACAGGUCCAAGUCAAAUGCACGAACUGGUCUUGGAUAUGAAAGCUCAUCCUAUUGUUGAACAUCAACCACAAUCAUCAUUCAAAGGCAAUAAACAGCAAACUUCUAAUAGUGACAUUGAUGACGCACGACUGGGAUGGUACAAGCAUCGACAAUCACGUUCCCAAGGAGAUCUCAUUGGCCUUCUUUCACCGGAAAGUUAUCAUCCAUCAUCUUCAAAAGAAAAGGAGAUCAAAGACAACAGUACCAAUGAUAUGAGCGAAUUAUUUCAAAAACACACUUUUUACAACAACAACAACAACGCAACAGAUGAUCAAGUUUUACCCCAGCCUACAACAUUACGAAAAGUGAAGAUCGCACCAAACGUCAAGAUUAGAAUUGGAUCACAAGAACCUUAUCGACACACUGAGAACGGUAGUACAAUCACUCCAGGCGAUUCAUCCUCCACUUCAUCUGGAUCAAACAUCAUUUUACAGAUCAACAACAACAACAAUCCACUUGUACGAACAAAUGGUGGCGAUUGGAUCACGGAAUCCACUCUUUCAUCACUCCAUUUACCAUCUUCCACAAGAUCCAAACCUAAAGGACGAUUCUCUCAUGAAGGUGAAGCAGCUGGUGGCCUAUUGAUGAUGCGACAAGACAAGAAUGAUCCAUUCGUCUCCUCAUCCAUAUCAAGUAGUAAACGUGUAGCAGCUGCUAUCAAACGACGUACCAUGCUUGGAAGUACUUGACCUCCCUACUUAUACAUAUAUAUGUUUUAUAUUUAUAGUUUGAUAUUUAUAUAAAAAAAAAAUAAUGAAUAAAAACGUACA